AGGAAGAAGAGAAGAGGAGAGGAGAGGAGAGGAGAGGAGAGGGGGAAGCAACCCAAGCAAGCAAGCCCUAGCCUAGCCUAGCCAGAUACUAGUAGAUAGACAGAAAACCAAAAGCGCCGGUCGCCGGAUCGCCGGAUCGCCGGACGAGAGAGACCAUGUCCCUCCCGCGGGCAGCCGCCCCCGUCGCGUGACCGGCCACCGGGGCAGCCAUCGCCAUCGCCAUCGCCAUCGCCGCCGCCGCCGCCAAGGCCAAGGCCAAGCAGGAGCCCCAGACUCCCUCCCUCCCUCCCUCCCUACAGCAAGCAAGCAAGCAAGCAAGAAAGCGAGCAGGUAAGGAGGGGGGAUGGCGGAUAGCGGCGGGGUCAGCGCCAACAACGCCGCCGCCGGCAACGACGACGAGGAGGGCAACACCGCCCCGUUCCCCGAGACGGUCCAGAUAGGAGGAUCUCCCGAGUACAGGGUCGAGAGGAAGCUCGGCAAAGGUGGCUUUGGCCACGUCUUUGUCGGCCGCCGCCUAACCGGUGGCAACGGCCGCGGCGCCGGUGCUCAGGAGGUUGCAAUCAAAUUUGAGCACAACACCAGCAAGGGCUGCAACUACGGCCCUCCUUACGAGUGGCAUGUCUAUUCUGCUCUUGGAGGUACUCAUGGUGUGCCCAAGGUGCAUUAUAAAGGCCGUCAGGGUGACUACUAUGUCAUGAUUAUGGAUAUGCUGGGGCCUAGCUUGUGGGAUUCCUGGAAUUCAGCAGGGCAGACCAUGUCAUCAGAAAUGGUAGCCUGUAUUGCUGCAGAGGCCAUUUCUAUCCUGGAAAGCAUGCAUUCUAAAGGAUAUGUACAUGGAGAUGUCAAACCUGAGAAUUUUCUUCUCGGUCAGCCUGGAACUCCUCAAGAAAAGAAACUUUUUCUUGUAGAUCUUGGAUUAGCAACAAAGUGGAAAGAUCCUGCUACUCAACAGCAUGUUGAUUAUGAUCAACGUCCGGAUGCCUUCAGAGGAACAGUCAGAUAUGCUAGUGCCCAUGCGCAUUUAGGAAGAACUGCAAGCAGGAGAGAUGACUUGGAAUCACUGGCUUAUACACUAGUAUUUCUCCAUCGAGGCAGGUUACCAUGGCAAGGAUACCAGGGUGAUAAUAAAUCAUUUCUGGUGUGCAAGAGAAAGAUGAGUACCUCACCUGAUAUCCUUUGCGGCCUCUGUCCUCAACCUUUUAAGCUAUUCCUUGAGACUGUAGUCAACAUGAAGUUUGAUGAGGAACCAAACUACUCCAAGUUGAUUUCUUUGUUCGAUGUUUUAAUUGGACCAAACCCUUCCAUCAGACCAAUCAAUACCGAUGGAGCCCAAAAGGUAGGGCAGAAGCGUUCUAGGCUGCUUAAUGACGAUGACGAUAGCAACGCAAGAAAGAAGAUUCGCCUGGGCGUUCCAGCAACACAGUGGAUUUCUGUAUAUAAUUCUAGAUCACCCAUGAAACAGAGGUACCACUAUAAUGUGGCUGACAAUAGGUUAGCGCCACACGUGGAGAAAGGAAAUGAGGAUGGUCUUCUGAUAAGCUCAAUAUCAUCAUGUGUUGAUCUUUGGGCAAUCAUUAUGGAUGCUGGAACUGGCUUCACGGAUCAAGUCUAUGAACUGUCUCCACAUUUCCUUCACAAGGACUGGAUUAUGGAACAAUGGGAGAAAAAUUUCUACAUCAGUUCUGUCGCUGGCGCCAACAUCGGAAGCUCUCUUGUAGUGAUGUCCAAAGGCACGCCAUACACGCAGCAGUCCUACAAGGUGAGCGAUUCCUUCCCUUUCAAAUGGAUAAACAAGAAAUGGAAGGAAGGCUUCUACGUGACGUCGAUGGCGACGUCGGGCAGCCGAUGGGCCAUAGUGAUGUCACGCAACGCUGGGUUCACCGACCAGGUGGUGGAGCUGGACUUUCUGUACCCGAGCGAGGGCGUCCACAGGCGGUGGGACAACGGGUACCGGAUCACGGCGAUGGCGGCGACCAUGGACCAGUCGGCCCUGAUCCUGAGCAUGCCGAGGCGCCGGCCUCGGGACGAGACGCAGGAGACCCUGCGGACGUCGCAGUUCCCCAGCGCGCAUGUCAAGGACAAGUGGGCCAAGAACCUCUACCUCGCCGGGAUCUGCUACGGGCGAACGGUGGCGUAGCGGUAGCAUAGCCAUAGCCAUGGCUGCCCGCGGAGCGAGCUGGAUGCAAUGCAUCCUUGGUAGUAGGUGAUGGCUCUUUGAGUGAGUCCUAUUUAUCCAGACCUGAUUCAUGUUGCUGACACCCAACCCAACCCCAACCCCAACCCCAUCCCAUCCCAUUCAUGUGUAUAUUUUCAUAGCAUCUGCUUGCUUAAUUUUAAUUUUAAUUUUAAUUACUGCAGCAUCGAUUGUAGUGAGUUUGUUUGGAUGGAUUGUGAAUGAAUGAAUUUCCUCAUCAUGUAUCUGACUCACUGCUAGUCAUGAUGAUGAUUAUGUUGCUGGUCUCUUGUACCAUGCAUGUUUUUCAUCUCUA
Triticum dicoccoides is the source of this 2489-nucleotide messenger RNA. RefSeq names its product casein kinase 1-like protein HD16. Gene Ontology annotation, molecular function: protein kinase activity; ATP binding. The record is from RefSeq and is a predicted model, not a curated record. Bases 344 to 2137 code for a protein of 597 amino acids. Gene Ontology annotation, biological process: protein phosphorylation. NCBI's taxonomy places the organism in Eukaryota, Viridiplantae, Streptophyta, Magnoliopsida, Poales, Poaceae. The transcript is spliced from 16 exons.